AUGAUGCACCAUACAGGAGGCAUCAGACAUGACAGCCAAACAAUCAUCCCUACGCAGCGCAGCAACUGCAAAGCACAGCUCAGAUCGUUUUUGCCUCUUCAGCAGCUCUCGUCUCUCGGCACUCCAGGCCGCGGCAAGGGAGGAACAGCGGAGGGAGACCAGAGGCCACAGAGGGGCCUGCAGGCCGAUCUUGCUGUGACGCUAUUGUCUCUCGCGUCGGCCUUGACUUUGACUGAUGGAGCUCACCAGCACGUUCCCGUGUGGUUCUGCCGGGCCAGACUGACGGUGCUGGCGGCCCUCGCUGACAAGACGGCACUCGCCUGCUAG
Molecule: messenger RNA, 327 nt
Organism: Trichoderma breve
Lineage: Eukaryota; Fungi; Ascomycota; Sordariomycetes; Hypocreales; Hypocreaceae
Exons: 1
Coding region: 1-327 (108 amino acids)
Source: RefSeq, a predicted model, not a curated record